Molecule: messenger RNA, 909 nt
Organism: Vittaforma corneae ATCC 50505
Lineage: Eukaryota; Fungi; Microsporidia; Nosematidae
Exons: 1
Coding region: 1-909 (302 amino acids)
Source: RefSeq, a predicted model, not a curated record
AUGCUGUUUCUGAUUAUUUUUAGUGGAAUAUCACAUGCUUUUAAAUAUUUCGCACCGAGUGUCUACGAUUUUGCUGUAGACCCUGAGAAUAAAAAAUAUCAAGAACACUCUGGAUUUGUGCAUAGGCAUUACUACACUGAGGAUAAGAAUCACUUCGGAGAAAUAGCCUUAAUGACAUUGAACACGCAUGUUGAGAGUGAUAUUGUUGAGAAAAAUCAAAAAAAUGGCAUUUUAGCAUUGAUUGAUCUGCAUCAUCCAGCUGUAUUUGCACUUCAGGGACUUACCCAGUCUGUGCUUUCAGGAGUACAAAAAGAAGCAAGUGAGCACUAUGAAGUUGCAUGCACAGAUGCCCUAUUUAAAGAAAUAAGGACAAACAAGUUGGAAGUAAUGCCUAUUUUCUACGAUUCAAAUUCAUUAAUAAAGAUUAAAGAAAGUAUAAUUGAACCAGAAAAGUAUAAAAACCAGGCCUAUGCGUGUGUGGUUGUGUUCUAUGAUAAGCUCAUACAAAAAAUAUACACAGUCAUCAAUGUGGAUCUUCCAAGUACAGAUCCAAAGGUUAUUGACUCACAGGUAUACAACAUUAUUCACAACUUGGAAAAUUCAAAAUUCAAAGAUUUCCCCGUGUUUGUAGUAGGAACAAUCAAUACAAUGAGUGAAGAAUUAAGAAAGCUAGUUAAAAGGGACAUGAAAAACCUUAUUGAUCAAGACAAAAACAAUAUUGGGUUGCGCAAGACAACAUUCCACAACCACGGCACUGUAAACGAUAAUCUACAAAGAGAUUUUAUACUUUUAAAGGAUAAAGCCAAAGAAUUCAAGCUAAAUUAUUCAAGGAUAUUGUCAAGGUAUUCAAAGAUGAGCUUUGAACAUUUCCCAGUCUUUUCAAUUUUAAGCCGCAGCUCAAUCAAUUAA